Messenger RNA from Acanthopagrus latus (yellowfin seabream), 6251 nucleotides. RefSeq names its product neuropeptide Y receptor Y2, like (gene npy2rl). The transcript has 6 exons. Gene Ontology annotation, cellular component: membrane. Gene Ontology annotation, biological process: G protein-coupled receptor signaling pathway. Lineage: Eukaryota; Metazoa; Chordata; Actinopteri; Spariformes; Sparidae. The record is from RefSeq and is a predicted model, not a curated record. Bases 550 to 1770 code for a protein of 406 amino acids. Gene Ontology annotation, molecular function: neuropeptide Y receptor activity.
GUCCGUGUCCAGAGCGCACGGACGGAGAGAGAGGAAGAGAGAGGAAGAGAGAGGAAGAGAGAGGAAGAGAGAGAGACAGAGACAGAGAGAGAGAGAGAGAGCGGGGUGAAGAGGAAGAGGAGGACGGCUGAUGUUUCAUUAAAGCUCCUCGGCUCCUCGGAGCGCGUCAGUCGCGGGACACAUGGACGAACCGAGCGGCGGGUUGAAGUGAGAGAAGGAGUCUGUCAGCUGCUCGGAGGCGGAUUGUGUCAUUUUACUCCUAAAAAAAAACAAAAAAAAAAAAAAAACGGGAAAACUACGAGCGGGUCUGGAAACCCGCUCAGCCCAGAGGGGGGCAGUUCUGCAGGAGCGGGCGCGCGGGGACCCAGAGGAUGAGGAUUUAAACUGGCAACCCUGCAGCUACACCUUCACACCUUCUGCAUCCAGCGCGACCUGUGAGGACCCGGAGACACGCGCAGAGGCUAUGAGUGUGUGAGUGUGUGUGUGAGCGUGAGUGAGUGUGUGUGUGUGUGUAAAAUGCCGCUGCUGGCUGAACACGUGUGAUCGGACAUGGACGCCGUCAUCGCAGGAAACGCCACAGAGGACCUCGUCCCCCUGCCUGACGGUGACCCCGGCAACCUUGCCUACCAAGACUAUGACCUGCGUGCCAGCGCGAACCCCCCGGCCCUGCCCACGCUGCUGUUCGAGGGGGUUAAUUUCCCAGAGGACCCCAUCAGACUGCUGAGUGUUCAGGUGGUGUUGAUCCUGGCCUACAGCACCAUCAUCGUGCUGGGGGUUCUGGGUAAUUCUCUGGUCAUCUACGUCAUCUACCGCUUCAAGACGCUCCGCACCGUCACCAACUUCUUCAUCGCCAACCUGGCCGUCGCCGACCUGCUGGUCAACACGCUGUGCCUCCCCUUCACCCUCGUCUACACGCUGCAGGGCGAGUGGAAGUUCGGCAGCACCCUCUGCUUCAUGCUGCCCUACGCCCAGGGGCUCGCCGUGCACGUCUCCACGGUGACGCUCAACGUCAUCGCCCUGGACCGCCACAGGUGUAUUGUGUACCACCUGGAGACCAGGAUGCGUAAGGAUGUGUGUUUUGGGGUGAUAGCCUUGACGUGGGUGAUGAGCGCCGUGCUCGCCAGCCCUCUGGCCAUCUUCAGAGAGUACGACUCCUUCACUCUGGAGCCUGGACACACCAUCCAGGUGUGUAUGGAGAAGUGGCCUGGUAAAAACACAGACGGCACCGUGUACAGCAUCUCCAUGUUGAUCCUGCAGUACUUCCUGCCUCUGUCCAUCAUCUCCUUCGCCUACGCUCGCAUCUGGUCCAAACUGCGCGGCCACGUCGGCCCGGCGGAGACGGUGGGCAACAGCAGUGCCGGCUCUGAGCGCCACCGCCGGCGCCGCAAAACCACCAAGAUGCUGGUGACCAUGGUGGUGGUGUUCGCCGUCAGCUGGCUGCCCUUCCACGCCUUCCAGCUGGCCACGGACAUCGACAACACGGUGCUGGACUUGCGUGACUACCGCCUGCUCUACACCGUCUUCCACGUGGUCGCCAUGUGCUCCACCUUCGCCAACCCGCUGCUGUAUGGCUGGAUGAACCGCAACUACCGCGCCGCCUUCCUCGCCGUCUUCAAGUGUCGCAGGGGAGGCGAGAGGGGGAGGAGCGGCCGGCUGGACAGCAUUCACCCCGUCGGAGGAGGAGGAAAGAGAGGAGGAGGGAGGGCCAAGAAGAUAGUGCUGGAAACCCAGGACGCAGUGUCCACCCAGCUGAACACCACCGAUGUGUGAAGGCCUGAGGGAGGAGCGAAGGGAGAGGGCCAUGGAGGGGAGGUGACAAGACAAUGAUGAGGCUGCAAGGAAGAGAAAAUCAUUGUCAGGAAAUCUUUUGUUCCCCAGAAGACAAUAGAAAAGAGAUUCCACACGGAGGGGAGAUAACGAUGUGAGAGAAAAUAGAAUCGACGGAGCGAGAGGGAGGCGACGGGGGAUUACAGUUUUUAGAAGCCCAAAAAUAGAGGAGGAGGCGUAGAUGAGCUGGGAUUAGAAGAUGAAUGACAGGAGAGGAGAAGAAAAGCUGCCGGACGACUCAAGGUCUCCUCGCCUGAUGGAGAUACCUUCAUCAUGACGGACGACCACGCCGCUUUUUUCUGGGAGGAUUUCUUCCGAGAGAAAUUCAUCUGGUUUGAAGGAUCUGCGUCACUGACCGAGUGACAAGUGAUUGUGCUGCAAAAACAUUUGUUCAACUCCGACGAAAAAAACUUCAAUGCAAAUCUUGUCAAAAUAGGGCUUUACUCCAUCUUCAUUCCACACGUGAAGCAUUUAGCUCGUACAUUUAACCCAGAGUGGCUUACAAAGGCGAGCGAACGGGUUCGAACCUGCGACAUCUUUACAGCGAGGGGUGGAAAAAAAAAAGUGGGUACCUGGGUUGAGACGGAGGUGAGGAGGAUGAAGAUGCACGGCGCAAGCUUUGUAAAAUCUCAGACAUUGUUACGUAACCAAAUUGUGUGUUUUAAUGUGGAGAGCCUGAUGUUCAGCAGGAGAAGACAGAGGUGGACAGACCGACGACGGAAACAAACUAAACAGUUUGAUUGAGAUUCGAGGGGAGAUGCUUUGUUUUUUUUUCCUUUAUUUUUAGAAGGUGGAGGAAGGAGAGCAAAGAAUGAAAGACGGGGGCAGACGGAGAAAAGGCGAUGAGAGGAUCAGUGAGAGGAGGGGGAUGAGUGAAAUGUGGGAUAAUGAGGGAAAAAGAAAAAAGACGGCGUGUUCCAACAAGACAGAGAAUUCAAACGAACACGCUGCAAUUUAGCCUGAAACAGCAGAGAAAAUAUCAGAUGAAUGUUCCAGGUUAAAAAAAAAAGCUCACGCAAUUCAUUUCUUCACAUUGUUUUCUUGGUUUUUGUUCAUUUAGGAAGCAGUUUGAGCAGAAAGUUUCUCUCUGACUUCAGGUCAGUUUGUUAGAGAUGCACCAGCACUGAGUCGUCGUAUUAAUCUAAUCCAGUCAAGAGCUGAUUUAUUAAUCCCUGCUUCAUUACAGACGCUAAUCAGCACCCAGAUGAACAGAUAUGAAAGAACAGAUCAUUAAAAUAUGAUUGUUCACGGUUAAAUGAAUCUCAUUUCAGGGACACGUCAUUUCUUAGUGAGAGAUUAAUGGGACGCCGUCCUGACCUGGUCAGUUGUAUGAUUUUGUCUUAGAGGAACAAAAAUAAAGACAAAGGGAUGAAAUCAACGUGACAGAAAUGGAUGAUUUCAAACGUGAUGCCACAGAUUUAUGAUUAUUACCUGACACGUCAGCCAAUCACCAGUUAAUGUUCAUGUUCUGAUGUGAGGUGACGGCUGCAGAUGUGUCGGGAAUACAAAUCACGGCUGGGAGCUGAUGUCUAAAUGCUUUUAUCUGAAGCACCACACGGUUCACCUCCCACUCACCCACGCAACCGUCCGUCCAUCUGCCGAGCAGCAGCCACUUCACUUCACUUCAGCAUGUAUUUAUUGACCUUUAAUAAAGCCGUCAGCUCUCUAAACGAUGCCUUGAAGGCUUCUCUCCACUUCAGGAAGGUAUCAGCCCAUAACUGCAGGUGUAUGAGUCCAUUGUCACAGGUUCUGCUUGUGUUUCACAGGUCCAUGAAUCUAGAUCUCAGCACUGCUCAGGUCGAGGGACUAAACCCCAGUUCAUGCUGCUCUCUGGGGGAAAAUGAGCGGCUGGUUUGUCGCCCAGAAAACAUUUGUUUCCCUUCCCCAGUUACGUUUGUACAACGGGAAGAACGAGAGCUCGUUCUCAACCUCCUAUCCAUCUGUGGGUUUCUUUUUGUUUCUCUGGACGUCGUACAGCAGAAGCAGUUCAUUAAUAUCCGUUCGGUGGUCCAGACCACCAGACGAGCUCCUCGCUCUGCUCUCAGGCUGUGAGACUCAUCCUCAGCUCUCCAGUGAAUAAAUGACAAAGCAAGUUACAGAAAUAAACUAUUCACCGUCUGUAUAUUUGUUGUUUUUUUUUGUGUAGCUUUGGGGAAUUUGAACAGAAAUGUAAUUACACCAACUUGUUUUGCAUAAAUUAAUCCUGAUCAGUGGCUCAUGGGCUGAUACCAACAGCCUGUGACUGAGAUUAAUUGAUGUACAACCAACAUUUCUAGUGGUGCAGCAAAGUGGAAACACGCGGCAGGACGCAGAACCAGGACGGCUUUUCAAAGUUCUGGGUUGUUAACUUCCUGUAGUGGAGAAGAGCUGAUGUUAGAAAGUGUUACAUAUUCACAGUUAGACGCUGAAUGUCGGGUGUCAAUGAAAACGUUUACUUCUCCUCUGAGUCGUAUCGAUUUCUCUGCCUGUCUCUCACCUCUGCUGUCCCAUCAUGCACCAGUGUGCAGUAGGUCCUUCCUGCCUGUCUGCACAGGGUGGGAGAUCUACACACACAUUACAAAACAACAAAACAUCCUGCAGCUACGUCUUAAUUCACACCGUCCCAAAUUAAAUUCAUUGUUCAAAAGGUUAUUACCGAAGCUCGUUUUAAUUGUGCGUUCAAACUUUAAUUGCCUAAAUGUAAUUACAGCCCUCCGUCUCCUUCUGGCACGAGCUGUGUCAACAACUUCAUUUGGUGUCAACACAGCCGGCUGAUUAACGACCUGCAAACACGCUGCACAGUGUGAGUGAGCGUUACAGAAGUCAUGGUUACCCUGUGAGACACACGUGCUGGGUGACGGGAUGAAACGCUCGGCAGAUAAAAUCCCCCAGUUUUUUUUGGACUUAGCCUCCGUGUCUCUCUCUCUUGUCUUUUCCUCUUCAAAUCCCUCGAUCCUCUUCCUCUCUCUCUCUCUGAGCUGCGUCACUGCCUCACUCAACCCGCAAUCCCACAAUCCCUCUGUUCCCUUACCAGCUGUUUAUCUCCGGCCUGGUUUUUUAGCUCCUCGUCUGUCUCCUCUCCGCUCUCUAACCCUUCGAAUGCAUGCCUCAGAAAAAAAAAAAUAAUAAAAAAAAAAAACCAAAAAUGGCUUAACGUGGUGUUUUCCUCUGAGCACGAAGACGAGAUGAUUUUAAGAAAUGUCUGUUUUUUUUAUUUUGGCAUGAUUUAGCUCAGAGUGACAAACACUCUGACGCAAACUCAAAUGUUGUCACCGUUUGAUAUUUCACUCCCACGUCUGACUCAAACAUCACAGUUUUCUCUGCAAAUGACUUUAAAGUAGAAGAAUAAGUUUAAACCGUAAUGUGCUUUGUUUAAUGGCGGCGUCCUGAGCUAUAAUCCCUGGACUGAAGAGGGAUGAUAUGACUUAUGAACUGUGUUUACACUUCAAGUGGAAGCAGGUCAAGUUGAGGUUCAGAAGAAAACGUCAUCUGGUUUGCCCUGAAAUCCCCAAAGCUAUCCCACAAUGCAGUGCGUGGAAUCUUAACGUCCACGCUUGUCAAUAAAAUUAGAACUGGCAGCUCCGUCAUCGCAAUUACGUUUUGGUAGUUAACAUUCCUGGAAACCUCGGAUACGCUCACAAGUUGUUCAGUUGUGGAGUUUCCUCAGGUUUCCCAGGAAGUUAUUACAGUUGUACAGACAUACUGCAAAUAACUAGCAAGCUUUUUUUUACCUCAACAUAGAAACAUGGACUCUGCUGGAUAAUUGAACAACCCUUCAUGUCGAGGCCACCAGUGUUGAAUAUUUCAGCUUCUAUUCGGUGCAAAUUGGAGUUGAAAUGACUCAAAAAGCUUUGUUAUUGAAUUUAUAAGCAGAAGUCAACAGCGUACUUGAUCAGUUCAUCCAAAAUGAACCCAGAAUCCACGCUAAGCUAAUUUAGCUGUGAUGUUUAGCUUCAAGCUGCUGCUGGAUUAUAUCUCAGUUUUUCCAUCCAAGCUCAUCGAUCAGGAGCACACGGACCAGCGGGCCAAUUCCUCGCUAGCUCACUUACUGAUUGGCUUGUUUCUCCUCGUAUUGUGUUUGCUUGGUGGUUUACAGGUAAACAAGAUGGCGGUCGAACUUUUAUGAACCUCACUUUUAAAUGCCUCUUGUGAUUUUUUAUUAUUUUUGUUUUUAAUUUCAGCUCUAUUAUUUGAAGAAAAGAAUGGAACAGAUAUUUAGUUUUUUCACGGAUAAUAUUCUGAUGUAUUGACGAGGUUUGUGACGGGAUGACACAGAUGCUGCUCGACCUUUAUCAAACAUGAAUGUAAACCUCUUUGUAACAUGGCUGUAAUGUCGUAUAUUGUAUAAUUUUGUGUAAAUAUUGACCGUGUGAAGACUGUAACCGAGCACAAACUGUUGGCCUUUACCUGUGACCAACAACAGAUGUACUAUUCUCAAGCACAAA